Molecule: messenger RNA, 1073 nt
Organism: Ctenopharyngodon idella (grass carp)
Lineage: Eukaryota; Metazoa; Chordata; Actinopteri; Cypriniformes; Xenocyprididae
Gene: laynb
Product: layilin b
Exons: 7
Coding region: 186-1073 (295 amino acids)
Molecular function (GO): hyaluronic acid binding
Source: RefSeq, a predicted model, not a curated record
ACAUUUGAGUGUCAGCACAAAAACAGCUACAACCGUUUCUGCUAGCGGGAACAUUCAUUAGAGACUCAAGCAGCCUUUCUUGAGUCAGAGAGAAAACUUUGCCUGCGUUUGUUUCGUCUGACAGCGGGACGUUUUGCCAGGAUCUAGAAACGGUCGUGUCGCACGCCUUUUGAAACUAUGUAGAGAUGGAGUUCAUGAAACUGAUCGGAACUGUUUUGGCAGUUUGUUUCCAUCCCAGCUGCGCAUCAAGCGCGUUCGGUGAUAACAGGAUAUGCCGGAGAGGGACAGAGAAGCCCUGCUAUAAGAUCACAAGCUUCCAGGACAGCAGGCUCAGAGCAAGCUUUGAGGCAGCCAGACAGAAAUGCAGGGAGGAUGAUGGGGAGCUGCUCAGUAUUGAGACCGAGAAUGAGCAGCGUCUGGUGGAGAAGUUUGUUCAGGAGCACUGGGCCACUGAUGGAGACUUCUGGAUUGGGCUACGAAGGAGCCCACAAUAUAAUGCUGAUUGUUCAGCGCAGUAUUACUGGCUGGAUUACAGUCCGGCCACAUUUAGGAACUGGCUGUUGACAGAGCCCUCUUGUGGCCUUGAUCAGUGUGUGGCGUUAUUCUACCGGCCCUCGUCUGCUGCUAUCCAGAAGAAACGCAACCUGUUCAAGUGGACUGACUACAAUUGCAAUUCCAAGAAUAAUUUCAUCUGCAAGUACUCAGAUGAAAAGCAUCCUGUCCCCACUCCAGCAGGAAAUAUCACUACACAUACAGGUAUUGAUGACCUGACUCUGGUGCCAAAGCACCCGCCCAUUACAGUGGACAAUGAAAGAAUAAAAACUGAACUCUCAGAGUCUUCAGUUUCUAUUUCAGAUGACGCAAUUAAUAUUUACUACAUCCUCCUAGCCAUUCUACCUGUGAUGCUGCUGUUGAUAUUGGUGGUGUCGGGGGUGUUCUGUUUCAGAGUCAUGUCAAGGAGGUCUUGUGAAGGAUGGGGAAGCCAGUGGGAGUCUAAUGCAGGGGUGUACAGUGAAGCUCGGAUUCCCAUAACUGACUAUACAAAGAAGCAUAAAGGUGUCAUCGGCUUGUGA